AUGUCUGUUGAGGGGCAGCCGCUCUUGGAACUGCCGGAAACGCCGCGCGAAGAGCUCCCAGCUGUGGAGGUGCCCAGGGCAGACGUGGCCCCUGAGAACGAAGAUCUCCAAGAAGCCGAGAAGGCGGAAACCGAGAUAGUUGGGGAUGCUCCAAAUACAGGGGCAGAGACGGAGCCCAAAAAGGAGUUCAGAGAUCCGACGAGGGAGCUCCAGAGCGUGGAGGCUUUCGUCACUGGUCUUCAGGAGUGGGUCAGGAAGCAGGCGGAUUCUGUUUCGCAAGAACAGGACCUCUCCGUGGCCAAGGAGCAGCUCGAGGAUCUCAUGCAGGAGGUCGUCAUCGCCCAAGAGAAGUUGGAGAGCGCGGCGCACCAAGCCCUCGCCUUGCAGCGCGACCUGGCGCUGGCCACGGACCGCUCCCUGGUGCUAAGGGCCGAGGAGCAGGAGCACAGCGGCGCCGUAGAGAAGAAGCAGUUGAUCGUCGCAGCGAACGCGCACCUCCGGCAGUGCCUGUGCCGAGAUCCCGCCGGAAAGCUCUGGCCGAUCUGGUCCACGAAAGCGAGUGAUCUCCAAGAGUACGGCCCAGGCAUCUCUCUCUACUUCAACUUUACCGUGCGCCUUGGCAUCACCUUCUUUCUCUGUAGCAUUCUGGUGCUGCCGCUGCUCUUGCUCAGCCUGGUGGGGAACGGGCUUGACAACAUCGAUGCGGGCACGGGAGAGCUGGGGGUCUCCCGGCUGUUUAGGUCAGCCUCCUUUUUAACACGCAAAAAAAUAUGA
Messenger RNA from Symbiodinium sp. CCMP2456, 774 nucleotides. The record is from the annotation of a GenBank genome assembly. NCBI's taxonomy places the organism in Eukaryota, Dinophyceae, Suessiales, Symbiodiniaceae.